Glossina fuscipes is the source of this 2834-nucleotide messenger RNA. Its product is annotated as phospholipase D C-like. Bases 213 to 2504 code for a protein of 763 amino acids. NCBI's taxonomy places the organism in Eukaryota, Metazoa, Arthropoda, Insecta, Diptera, Glossinidae. The transcript is spliced from 6 exons. The record is from RefSeq and is a predicted model, not a curated record.
UUAAAAAAAAAAAAAAAAAAAUUUACUUUUCCUACUACUUACACCACAGUUGCUCAUUUGUUUGCUUCUUUUUUUCUUUUUGUUUUUUACAUAGUGACGAGGGAAGCACUUCUAGUUCAGAUAAUGAAGGUGGAAAGGUAAUAAGUUUCGCAGAUUUGGAAGGACCUUGCUGUCAGCCAUUGAAAGUGCCCCCCUGUACACCCGAGAAUCAGAUGGAGUUGCGAAAAGUAAGUCAGCAAUUGCGUGACUUUAGAUACAGUCGUAUGCGUAAAAUUAUGCAAGAAUUAGAUCGCAUUUAUUUUCAACCGUUAUUCCAUAAGAAAGCCCGUUUCCUUAUGAAAACUAAACGUCCAUCGUUUGUGAAAUUGAAACGUCGCAAAAUCGCAAAAUCUGAUGAAAACAAAAAUCAGAAGAAUUCAAGACCAAGUACCCCUAGAAGUAAGAAUAAUUAUAGUCAGAAAGAGCGCAAACAAAUUAGUAAAGCAAAAGAAAAGGAAAUUUGUGGAGGAGGUGGUGGUGGUGGUGGUGGUGGUGGUGGUGUUGGUGGUGUUGGUGUUGGCGGCGGCGGCGGCGGAGGUGGUAACGCCGCGAAUCAAAAUAAAGAUAUCGCUUCCAAUAUCAAAUUCAAGCAUAUAUCAAUCGGAGGAUCAAAGCUGGCGCUGCGAUAUACUAAAAAUUAUGAUCACUUAAUGGUCACGACUACUACUAACACUAAUACUAGUACUGGUACUAGUACUACUACUACUACUACUACUACUACUACUACAACUACAACUACUAUUAAUACCCAUAAGGAUGUUGUAGUACAAACUCAAGAAAAACCUGUCGAUUAUAAUGCUAAUGAAGUAGUCGUGUCACGCAAGAAACGUUUAAAAGGCGGCCAAGAGAUCGAAGCGCAACCUAAACCCCGCAUCAAAGUUUCAAGAAAAUUACGUGUAUGGCUUGCUAAGAGACAAAUUAUUAUUCUACGUCGUAGAACGCCCCGUAAAUUAAAAUUACAAUGGAAACACAUUCGAAUGAUGAAUAAAUACAACGAAAGCUUUAAUAAUUUGAAUAAUAAUAAUAAUACCAAUAAUAAUAAUAACACCAAUAACAAUAAUAGCAAUAAUAAUAGUAACAGUAAUUAUAAAAAGGAUGAUCGUCAGACUAUGGACAUACCAACAACAGAUCCGGGUUCGGAUUUAAUUUUUUCUACAGACGAUGAGUUCGUAAUUGACAAUGGGAAUAAUGUAUGCCGCGAUACUUUACCCCGAAUGAGAAAAAAUUUAUUACAAAGCGAAUUGCAGCGCCGUUAUAUUGAAGAAAUUGGAGACGGCCUUCGUACUAUGCCACCGGAACUAAUAAUAACUUCACCUUCCAGUCCACUUUCUGUUAGAUAUAAAAUGGGAAAUUCAUCAUCACGAUUAACGAGAGUGGUCCUACCGAACAUUGAACGGGCUAGACACGUAAACUCGAAUCAUAGUUUGCCAGAAAAUGAUUCUUAUAACAAGUCCCAUCAUCAUCCAUUUCACGUAUUAAGCACGAAGAGGACAGAGCUUAAUCCGGAAGAUUUAAAUAUUGCACUACAAAUAAAAAAGAAAAUUUGGGCCGGUAUACAGCCCGAUAGCGGACUAUUGAUGGUCGACAGAACUAAAAACCUGGGUCGAGAAUCAACUUCCGCCAAAUUUGAAAAUAAGACAAAAAGCACAAACAUAAUGAAAACUAACUCGGGGGAUCUUUUAUCAAAUGCUUCCCUUACUGCAAAUCUGCCGCCAGAUACUAAAGAGUUUCUAGCAGCUUGCUCCAGGAAAUUAAUUGCUUGGAAAACGAGCAAUCCAUCUCAGGAAAGGGAUGGAAAUUGUUUGACAAAGUCGAAAAUACCUUUGGAAACCGUAGUAUCGACUAUCGAUGAGAAACGUACAAUGUGUAUAUUUAGACAAUUAGUAAAUAGCAAAGGAUUGCAAAAAUUGGAUUCAAGUAAAAUAGAAAGCCCGUAUGAAACAAAAGAAGGGAAAUCCCAAAACAAGCCUGCCGUAAAAAAAUCGUCCAUAACUAAAACCGCAGGCAGCACAAAAAGCAAGACACGCAGUUCACUUCGUUCGCCGCCAUCACAGCAGCUUUCACAAAAAGUCAGUCAGAUGAAAUCGCAUUACAAGAAAGCAGCCAAAACAGCUGAUGUUAAGACAACUGUUACCGGUCGGAGUGUAACGAACGCGAAAAAACAAAAAUUACAAAAAAAAGAUGCGCCUUUAGGAACAGCAGUUAAGCAAAAUGCCACAACUAUCGACACGCAUAAAGUUUCCAAAUUGAGCAAUUUAGAUGCACCUGCGAGUAAAACUUCAUUAACACGCAAAGCGAAAACAAAAUUGAAGAAGAAAAAAUUGCCGAUGUCUAGUUGCUCCGUUCCAAAUGAUGGCAAAGCCACAAAUAUUUACGGUUAUUUCGAUAACGACAGCACCAUUAGCAUACUAGCUAAGACAAAAGCAACUGUUAUGGAUACCCCGGCUAGUGUUUCAAAAUUUUAAAAAUAUAUACUUCCAUUUAAAGAAAAACAAAAAAAAAAAAAAAGCGAUCAUAAAUAAUAAAUCAAUUGAAGAGAUUAUAAAAUUGUUAUAUGUACUCGGUAUUCGCUUACAACUUUCCAACAUAAUAUUCGCUUUCUUCUAUGAAAAGAAGAUGCGCAAAUCUUAAGUAAACAGAUUAAAAAAAUGAAAAAAUAAAUAAAUAGAAUUUUUGUACUUUUUCGCACACCCUACUUAGUCUUUUCUUUACUUCUUUGCUUUCGUUACACGCAUUAAAUAUGAGGCAAUGUUUUUAUUCCUCGUAUCAACGAAUCAAUCAGACAUCCUAUCGCA